Molecule: messenger RNA, 385 nt
Organism: Drosophila subpulchrella
Lineage: Eukaryota; Metazoa; Arthropoda; Insecta; Diptera; Drosophilidae
Product: cuticle protein 4.9
Exons: 1
Coding region: 37-303 (88 amino acids)
Source: RefSeq, a predicted model, not a curated record
UCCGACAAGUAAUACCAAAAAACCAAUCCUCCCAAGAUGUUCAAGUUCGUCGCCGCCGUUAUCUUCGCUCUGUUUGCCUGCGUCGCCGCCAAGCCAGGAAUCGUGGCUCCUCUGGCCUACUCCGCCCCCUACGUGGCCUCCCCCUACGUGGCGUCUCCCUACGUGGCAUCUCCCUACGUGGCAUCUCCCUAUGUGGCUGCCCCCUACACCGCCGCCUACACCGCCUCCUACGCCGCUCCGUACGCUGCCUACACUGCUCCCUAUGCCGCUGCCUACUCCGCCCCUCUUCUCCUGAAGAAGUAGGUUCCCGGAAGGAUGACCAACACCGGAGGAUAACAGAUGGACACUCGCAAUGAAACUGAAAUAAACUCGCAAACAAACGAAA